Molecule: messenger RNA, 269 nt
Organism: Rhizopus microsporus ATCC 52813
Lineage: Eukaryota; Fungi; Mucoromycota; Mucoromycetes; Mucorales; Rhizopodaceae
Exons: 1
Coding region: 37-225 (62 amino acids)
Source: RefSeq, a predicted model, not a curated record
CAGAGAUUCUUUGUGUCUAGCUGACAAAAACUGGUCAUGGGGGAUUUUGUUAGAAUGGGACAGUUUUUCAGCAGAAAUUUUUACCCGUCGAGUCCAAUCUACCUCCCCAUUCAGCACCUCUUAUUUGCUGUAAUCCAUAACUCCUUUGCUUUCAAGCGACUGUUUCUAUAUUUCAUAUUCAGCCAUCAAACUCAGUCUUUGAUCAUCCAUACUUUCUGGAAAUAGUGCGCUUGCUGACGAAAAGAGCGAUAUGCUCAGCAAAUCUGCGU